This is a messenger RNA of Closterium sp. NIES-67, 3609 nucleotides long. NCBI's taxonomy places the organism in Eukaryota, Viridiplantae, Streptophyta, Zygnematophyceae, Desmidiales, Closteriaceae. The record is from the annotation of a GenBank genome assembly.
ACUCUGACGGCCAGAGCUCUGAUUCUAACGGCCAGAGCUCUGACUCUGAGCGCCAGAGCUCUGACUCUGACGCCAGAGCUCUGACUCUGACCACUAGAGAUCUGACUCUGACCGGCAGAGCUCCGACUCUGACCACCAGAGCUUUGAAUCUGACGGCCAAAGCUCUGCCUCUGACUGCCAGAGCUCUGACUCUGACCGCCAGAGCUCGGACUCUGACCGCCGGAGGUCUGACUCUGACCGCCAGAGCUCUGAAUCUGACGGCCAGAGCUCUGCCUGUGACCGCCAGAGCUCUGACUCUGACUGCCAGAGCUCUGAGUCUGACGGCCAGAGCUCUGCCUCUGACUGCCAGAGCUCUGACUCUGUCCGCCAGAGGUCUGACUCUGACCGCCAGAGAUCUGACUCUGACCGCCAGAGCUCGGACUCUGACCGCCGGAGGUCUGACUCUGACCGCCAGAGCUCUGAAUCUGACGGCCAGAGCUCUGCCUGUGACCGCCAGAGCUCUGACUCUGACUGCCAGAGCUCUGAGUCUGACGGCCAGAGCUCUGCCUCUGACUGCCAGAGCUCUGACUCUGUCCGCCAGAGGUCUGACUUUGACCGCCAGAGAUCUGAGUCUGACCGCCAGAGCCCUGACUCUGACAGCGAGAGCUCUGACUCUAACGGCCAGAGCUCUGACUCUGACCGCCAGAGCUCUGACUCCGACGCCAGAGCCCUGAGUCUGACCACCAGAGCUCUAACUCGGACCGCCAGAGCUCUGACUCUGACCGCCAGAGCUCGGACGCUGACCGCCGGAGCUCUGAAUCUGACAGCCAGAUUUCUGACUCUGACCGCCAGAGCUCUGCCUCUGACCGCCAGACCUCUGACGGCCUCUGACGGCCUCUGACCGCCAGACCUCUGACGACCUCUGACUCUGCCUCUGAUCGCCAGAGCUCUGCCUCUGACCGCCAGACCUCUGACUCUGACCGCCAGAGCUCUGACGGCCAGAGCUCUGACUCUGACGCCAAAUCUCUGACACUGUCCGCCAGAGGUCUGAUUCUGACAGCCAGAGCUCUGACUCUGUCUGCCAGAGCUCUGACUCUGACCGCCAGAGCUCUGCCUCUGACCGCCAGAGCUCUGCCUCUGACCGUCAGAGCUCUGACUCUGACGGCCAGAGCUCUGACUCUGACGGCCAGAGCUCUGACUCUAACCGCCAGAGCUCGGAUUCUGACGUCCAGAGCUCUGACUCUGACCACCAGAGCUCUGACUCUGACGGCCAGAGCUCUGACUCUAACCGCGAGAGCUCUGAUUCUAACGGCCAGAGCUCUGACUCUUACCGCCAGAGCUCUAACUCUGACCGCCAGAGCUCUGACUCUGACGGCCAGAGCUCUGACUUUGACCACCAGAGCUCUGAUUCUGACGGCCAGAGCUCUGACUCUGACAGCCAGAGCUCUGACCCUGACCACCAGAGCUCUGCCACGGACCACCAGAGCUCUGUCUCUGACCGCCAGAGCUCUGACUCUGACGGCCAGAGCUCUGACUCUGACGGCCAGAUGUCUGACUCUAACCGCCAGAGCUCGGAUUCUGACGGCCAGAGCUCUGACUCUGACGGCCAGAGCUCUGACUCUGACGCCAGAGCGCUGAUUGUGACGGCAGAGCUCUGACUCUGACCGCCAUAGCUCUGAAUCUGACGGCCAGAGCUCUGAAUCUGACCGCCAGAGCUCUGAUUUUGCAGCCAGAGCUCUGACUCUGACUACCAGAGCCCUGACUUUGACCACCAGAGCUCUGACUCUAAUCGCCAGAGCUCUGACUCUAAUCGCCAGAGCUCUGAAUCUGACCACCAGAGCUCUGUCUCUGACGGCCAGAGCUCUGACUCUGACGGCCAGAGCUCUGACUCUGACGCCAGAGCGCUGAUUCUGACGGCAGAGCUCUGACUCUGACCGCCAUAGCUCUGAAUCUGACGGCCAGAGCUCUGAAUCUGACCGCCAGAGCUCUGAUUUUGCAGCCAGAGCUCUGACUCUGACUACCAGAGCCCUGACUUUGACCACCAGAGCUCUGACUCUAAUCGCCAGAGCUCUGACUCUAAUCGCCAGAGCUCUGACUCUGACCGCUAGAGCUCUGACUCUGACGGACAGAGCUCUGACUCUAACCGCCUGAGCUCUGACUCUGACCGCUAGAGCUCUGACUCUGACGGCCAGAGCUCUGAAUCUGACCUCCAGAGCUCUGCCUCUGACCGCCAGAGCUCUGACUCUGACCGCCAGAGCUCUGACUCUGACUACCAGAGCUCUGACUUUGACAACCAGAGCUCUGACUCUAACCGCCUGAGCUCUGACUCUGACCGCUAGAGCUCUGACUUUGACGGCCAGAGCUCUGCCCCUGACCGCCAGUGCUCUGAUUUUGACGGCCAGAGCUCCGACUCUGACCAUCAGAGCCCUGAAUCUGAUCGCCAGAGCUCUGCCUCUGACCGCCAGAGCUCUGCCUCUGACCGCCAGAGCUCUCACUCUGAUGGCCAGAGCUCUGACUCUGAAGCCAAAUCUCUGACUCUGACCGCCAGAGCUCUGCCUCCGACCGCCAGAGCUCUGAUUUUGACGGUCAGAACUCUGACUCUGACCGCCAGAGCUCUCAAUCUGACCGCCAGAGCUCUGCCUCUGACCUUCAGAGCUCUGUCUCUGACCGCCAGAGCUCUGACUCUGACGGCCAGAGCUCUGACUCUGACUGCCAGAGCUCUGACUCUAACCGCCAGAGCUCUGAUUCUGACUGUCAGAGCUCUGACUCUGACCGCCAUAGCUCUGCCUCUGACCGCCAGAGCUCUGAUUUUGCAGCCAGAGCUCUGACUCUGACCGCCAGAGCUCUGACUCUGACCGCCAGAGCUCUGACUCUGACUACCAGAGCUCUGACUUUGACCACCAGAUCUCUGACUCUAUCCGCCAGAGCUCUGCCCUUGAGCGCCAUAGCUCUGAAUCUGACGGCCAGAGCUCUGAAUCUGACCGCCAGAGCUCUGCCUCUGACCGUCAGAGCUCUGAUUUUGCAGCCAGAGCUCUGACUCUGACCGCCAGAGCUCUGACUUUGACCACCAGAGCUCUGACUCUAACCGCCAGAGCUCUGCCUCUGACCGCCAGAGCUCUGCCUCUGAUCGCCAGAGCUUUGACUCUGACGGCCAGAGCUCUGACUCUGAUGGCCAGAGCUCGGACUCUAACCGCCAGAGCUCGGAUUCUGACGGUCAGAGCUCUGACUCUGACGGCCAGAGCUCUGACCCUGACGUCAGAGCUCUGACUCUGACCGCCAUAGCUCUGAAUCUGACGGCCAGAGCUGUGAAUCUGACCACCAGUGCUCUGCCUCUGACCGCCAGAGCUCUGAUUUUGCAGCUGGAGCUCUGACUCUGACCGCCCGAGCUCUGACUCUGACUACCAGAGCUAUGACUUUGACCACCAGAGCUCUGACUCUAACCGCCUGAGCUCUGACACUGACCGCUAGAGCUCUUACUCUGACGGCCAGAGCUCUGACUUUGACGGCCAUAGCUCUGACUCUGAUGGGCAGAGCUCUGCCCCUGACCGCCAGAGCUCUGAUUUUGACGGCCAGAGCUCCGACUCUGACCACCAGAGCCCUGAAUCUGACCGCUAGAUUUCUGACUCUGAC